AUGUCGUUAGUAAAAAGAGCCGUUGGUUAUGGACCCUUGAGUCGUAAUGGUCUUUUUGUAAAAGUUCCUUGGAGGACUUUUGCUUCAAAAUCGACUUCUGCUUCGAAUUCUGCAUCUAUUUCUGCUGAUUUCAAAGCUAACUCUCCACAGAAGUCUUCAAGCCAGCCUUCAGAACAUCCACAACUUUCGCCAGAAGAUGCCAAAAGAGAGGCUGCAAAACUAGCGGCGCAAGCACUUAAAGAUGUAGGCUCGCUUUUCUCAUCAGGAAGCGACGAUGCCACUCAACCUAUUGAUACCGAGCCGAUUUUCAAAAAUCCUCAACUCUUUGCACCUUUGAGUUUAUUGCACCAGGGUCAAGUCUUGAAGGAACUUCAAGACAAGUAUGAUAAGAAAUGGACAAAGUUGACACAGGAAGAUAAGAAGUUGGGCUACUACAUAGCAUAUGGAGACUGGGGAGUUCGUGAAGAGUUUAAGAAUUGGAAAACUCUAGAAGCUCCUUAUGAUCUUCCAUUCAGAGUACCUUCUGAGAUAAAGAGCACAAAUCCUUCCAGAACUACAGUCAUAAAGAAAUUGACACCAGAAGUGAUACUAGGAGAAACUCCUAUCAGGGAAAAACAAUUUGACUACAAGAAGAUGGAUGGAGUCACCAAGUUUUUCAUCUAUAUGACUUCUUUUAUUGUAAUCGCAGCAAUUUUCAGAGACAAGAAGAUUGGAGAAGAGGGUAAACCAGAGGAGAUCAUAAUAGAAGAUCCAUAUGAAAAGGAGAGACAGUUGCGUGCUGAGCGUGAAGCAGAGGAAGAAAGAAUAAGACUUGAGAAGGAGAGACUUGCUUUAGAAAGACUGAAGAGAAAAUGGUACUACUUGUAUUUGAAAUGA
This is a messenger RNA of Scheffersomyces stipitis CBS 6054, 876 nucleotides long. RefSeq lists its product as uncharacterized. Lineage: Eukaryota; Fungi; Ascomycota; Pichiomycetes; Serinales; Debaryomycetaceae. The transcript has a single exon. The record is from RefSeq and is a predicted model, not a curated record. The coding region runs from base 1 to 876 and encodes 291 amino acids. Gene Ontology annotation, biological process: mitochondrial electron transport, cytochrome c to oxygen.